GGCUCAUGUGUGCCAGUUUCAUGCCGUAUACCGUUCAAUUCAGUACACGCUACGCAGAGUAAACAUAUGUAGAAUCGUGUCGACCGUGGCAAGUGAUUCUCGCGAAAAUAGUAUAUUAUACAACGGCAGCCUACGUGUGGCAUAGGAAUAAAGCGAUGUCGAGUUCCGACGAUCUGCCCGAUGAAAGUAGCACCGACUGUACUGAUUCCGAACUCGGCAGGGUGUGGUUGAAAAAGUUAAAGAUAUUACGAAAAAAGGCCGAUUGGGAGGAUGAAAUAGACAGGCAAGAAUUCCUCGAUGAUAUCUUUGAAAUUUGCAGAGAUUGGGAGGGAAAACUCCCGAAUCUUCGUGUUAUAUUUCGGUCAAGGGAAAUUGAUCAACUUCUCACCGAGUUCGCAAAAGACAAAAACCAUGAUGCACUUAAUUUUCGAGCAGGACUGAGCAUCGGGUUCGUGGCAAGCACCGGCUAUAAGGACAAGCCGAUCCUAGGUAAAGACGGCAAGCCAUCGCCAUAUCGUACUACUGCAGUGCAUCAUGCAGUUAGACGCAAAAACGCUUGUGAAAUGAUGAUGGUCACUCAGGAUCUCUUUAAAAUAUACGACAGAUUCGACGUGAACUACACCGACGAGUAUGGACUCACACAUUUUCAUGCGGCCUGCAUGGCUGACUGUAAAGACGUCGUCGAGAAAUUCCUCGAAUUUGGACUGGAUCCAAAUUAUUAUCCUCAAGAAUCCAUUGAUCCACCGCUGCACUUGGCUCUGGCCUGGGGCCGAAAGGAGGUGACGAGUUUGCUGCUGCAAAAAGGCGCCGACCCGAAUUUGGCCAAUAGCGACAAAAAUCAUCAGUUGGUGAAGGUCGAUGCCGUGGAUAAAUUGGGCCGAACACCUCUUCAAUGGGCCGUAGCGAGUCUCGUGCCGAAUACCGUCGAUGUGCUUUUGGAUCGUGGUGCCAAUUUGUCUAAUUUCAUUUUCCCAACUGCAAGUUAUUUUGGCGAGAGAUCUAAUCCUACAGAUGAUUGGUUGUAUGAAAGUUCAAAAAUAGUUAUAGCUGUUGGUGCUCUGGCAGUCGUCGAGUAUCUUGAAAAAAGAGGAUACAAGCUGGAUCGAAGCGAUGCUUCGACGAUCAUGAACUUAUUCGUUAGGCACAGAGUGUUCGAGAAAUCUGUGGAUCUUGAAAAAUGUUGGUACGACGACGAGAAAUUUGCGAGUAAAGCGAAAAAAUUGAUGAUGAAUCCGAGUCUGUCCCUCUACGACUUUAUUCGACUGCCGCCUGAAAAGGCACAGAAAAUACUUACUUCUGUGGAAUACAUAAAGUUCCUACCAAAGUUUCGUAACUGCUGUUAUAUACCUCCUAAGCCUAAGCAAGGGUGCAUUGAGCAUCUGUGCGAGGUACUAUCGAGAGGAUUUCUCCAACGUUGCGCAUUGGAGUUUUUUUUUGAAGUAAAAGUUAUUUAUAAGCUAAAAAGCGAAGAUUUGUUAAACAUAUGCUUGGCGGGGUCGAGCUAAAAUUAGAUAUUUUAAACGGUAUUUGGCUCUAAGAGCAAAUCUAGAUUAUUGCAUAAUUGCAAUUUUUUAAUAUUCUUAUGGAUUUCGUGUUCAUAAACGUCUACAAGAAUACGAAUGAAGAUAAUGACACUGAUAUCGGCAAGCCAUUAUUUUACCUUAUACCAUGUCAGUGAAAAUAAUGUGUAAAAGAAUGAAAAUAAUAAAUAAUAAUA
This is a messenger RNA of Trichogramma pretiosum, 1717 nucleotides long. RefSeq lists its product as uncharacterized. Lineage: Eukaryota; Metazoa; Arthropoda; Insecta; Hymenoptera; Trichogrammatidae. Gene Ontology annotation, cellular component: nucleus; cytoplasm. The transcript has 2 exons. The record is from RefSeq and is a predicted model, not a curated record. Gene Ontology annotation, molecular function: protein binding. The coding region runs from base 156 to 1505 and encodes 449 amino acids.